GUCUGGGUUGAAAUUGCCGGGGUGGGAGGGGAGCCUGCAAGCAGGAUCCCGAGCCGGUGAGCGCGCUGGCCACCGCUCCGCCGCCGAUGACUCCGGAGCUCGGGUCCAGGCGCCGCCCAGGCAGCAUCACUGCGUUCCACCGACCCAGAGUUGAUGAAAAAACACUUAGCCGUCUUCGCAGCGGGGAGCCAUGAGCUGUCUGGAUGUUAUGUACCAAGUCUAUGGUCCUCCGCAGCCUUACUUUGCAGCCGCCUACACCCCCUACCACCAGAAACUAGCCUAUUACUCCAAAAUGCAGGAAGCCCAAGAGUGCACCGCCAGCCCCAGCAACAGCACGGGCAGUGGCAGCUCCUCCUUUUCCAGCCAAACUCCAGCCAGUAUCAAAGAGGAAGAAGGCAGCCCAGAGAAAGAGCGCCCACCCGAGGCCGAGUACAUCAACUCCCGCUGCGUCCUCUUCACCUAUUUCCAGGGGGACAUCAGCUCUGUGGUGGACGAGCACUUCAGUAGGGCCCUGAGCCAGCCUAGCAGCUAUUCCCCGAGCUGUACAAGCAACAAAGCACCCAGGAGCUCCGGGCCCUGGCGGGACGGCUCCUUCCCGAUGAGCCAGCGCAGCUUCCCCGCCUCCUUCUGGAACAGCGCGUACCAGGCACCGGUGCCCGCGCCGCUGGGCAGCCCGCUGGCCGCCGCGCACUCGGAGCUGCCCUUCGCCGCGGCUGACCCCUACUCACCGGCCGCGCUGCACAGUCAUCUGCACCAGGGCGCGGCCGAGCCCUGGCACCACGCGCAUCCGCACCACGCGCAUCCGCACCCGCACCACCCGUAUGCGCUGGGCAGCGCUCUUGGCGCCCAGGCUGCCGCCUACCCGCGGCCCGCCGCGGUGCACGAGGUCUACGCGCCGCACUUCGACCCGCGCUAUGGGCCGCUGCUGAUGCCCGCAGCCUCAGGGCGCGCGGCCCGCCUCGCGCCAGCCCCGGCGCCGGCGCCCGGCAGCCCGCCCUGUGAGCUCUCCGCCAAGGGCGAGCCGACCGGCGCCGCGUGGGCCGCGCCCGGAGGACCUUUCGCCAGCCCCGCGGGGGACGUGGCCCAGGGUCUGGGACUCAGCGUGGACUCAGGUAAGCGGGAAAGGGAGCUUGGUCUCCCCGGACCCCUCCUGCCCUAUGUCCGACCCUGGGCUGAGCCCCGGAUCCCCCUUAGUUCUCCUUGGAGACCCCAGUGA
This is a messenger RNA of Enhydra lutris kenyoni (northern sea otter), 1216 nucleotides long. RefSeq names its product vestigial like family member 2. Lineage: Eukaryota; Metazoa; Chordata; Mammalia; Carnivora; Mustelidae. Bases 191 to 1216 code for a protein of 341 amino acids. The record is from RefSeq and is a predicted model, not a curated record. Gene Ontology annotation, biological process: regulation of transcription by RNA polymerase II. Gene Ontology annotation, cellular component: nucleus. The transcript is spliced from 3 exons.